GGGAGAAGAGUGCUCGUGAAAGGUUCAAAACAGGCCAGCACUCCUGGCCGCGCCCCCCCGGAAGCCGCUUCUCGACGUCGCAGCGGCGGCGGGCGGCGGGCGCGGCGCUCUCUCCGCGCGCUUGCCCGCGCGCUCGCUCGGGCCCUCUGCUCCCGUGCGUCUUCUUUGCGCCUGCAGGGAGGGAGGGAGGGGAGGGGAGGGGAGGGGAGGGGAUGAAGGGGUUGGGGGGAUGGAUUGGCGGAGGGAGGGAGGCCUGGUAUCGUUGCCCAGGAGGCGGCUGCGCUGCCAGACUGCCCCGGGGCACGAGGCACGCCCACGCGCGCGGCCGGCCGCCGCGGCCCUGGGGCCGCAUGCGCAGGCGGCGACAUGCGAACCCGACUCUCCCGAAUCGAGGAAGCAUCGGGCGUUGCGCCAUGGGGGGGUCGAGGAAGAGGAGGAGGAGGAGGAGGAGGACGAGGAGGCCAGCGGGGCAGUGGAGAGGGGCGACAGAAAGGGGGCGCGACCGGCAGAAACGGGGCGUGCCUGCUGAAGCAGCAGGCACGGGAAAAGCCGCUUGCACACUGCGCGAGCCCCCUCUACCUGCAAGGAGGAAAGACUGGUCUACUCUGUAAGAACGGUUUUUUGAAGGCAGAUCUGCCUUCAAAAAACCGUCCCUUCUGAAGCAGCAGGCACGGGAAAAGCCGCUUGCACACUGCGCGAGCCCCCUCAAGCGCCAUCGCGGAGCUGCGCUCGGGGGGCGCCCUGGACGUCCCGGACCAGGAGCUGAAGGUCGCGAGCGAAUCCUCAGAUGCGAUGCCCGCACGUAGGAUCACACUAAUAUAUUGGAGGAAAAAAAAAAGAGAUGCCGCAAACAUGCUCCAAAGUUGCCAAACGAUCUCGAAGAUCGCCCCCGACCAUUUCUGGACUAUGUUCUAAGCAUUCCUCCCGUAGAGGGACGCGCCCGACCUAACACCGCACCCCUGGGAGAGCAGGGCGGAAGAGACGCUGGACGCCC
This is a messenger RNA of Prorocentrum cordatum, 994 nucleotides long. Lineage: Eukaryota; Dinophyceae; Prorocentrales; Prorocentraceae. The record is from the annotation of a GenBank genome assembly.